AUGACCGAAUUUUUCAGUGACGAUGAUCAAAAACCCCAAUUUAACUGUUCAAACAAUGUAGAUGAUUCUUUAAAGGAAGAAUUAAAUCAGAUGAUUACUAAUGAUUCAAUUUUUAGUUGUGGACAAUAUGGUAAAGCCUUUAUACUUAGACACAGAAGCUUCGAAAAUAAAAUGUGCGUAAAAUUGAUUGGAUUUAGAAAAGAAAACCCAUCUCAUGACGAUAUUGAGCGAGAAUUUAAUAUUCAGAUCCAAUUCAAGCAUCCAAACAUAGUUCCAAUAGUAAAUUCAUUAGAUCUGCCAAAUAAUGGUACAAAUAAGGAUAUUUUAGGUUAUGUUUGUUUUAUUAUGCCAUAUUAUCCUCUGAAAGACCUCUAUUAUUACUUACUUGAUCAGCCAAAUCAUAUAAUACAAAUUAAAGAAGUUCAAUGCAUAGGCAAACAGAUUUUGGAAGCCUUAAUUUACAUGAAUGGUGUGGGAUACUUCCACAACGACCUCAAAUUAGAGAAUGUGCUUAUUAAAAAAGAGAAUGGAUUUACGGUUGCUGCAUUAUGCGAUUUCGGAUUUACACAACUUAUCAGAGAUGAUAAAGAUAUUUUAUAUUAUGAUAAUGGAAGAGGAACUUUAUUGUAUAAUGCCCCAGAGAAACAUCGUGGUGAUAAUAAAUAUAAUUAUUUAGCUGACAAUUGGUCAUUUGGAAUUAUUUUAUAUAUGAUGGCUUAUGGAAAAUACCCAUUUUAUGAUCCUCCUGACGUUUAUAAAUCGUUACAAUAUCAUAUAUUAAUAACACGUAGUAAUAUUCAAUAUCCAGAUAAUCCUGAUAAUAUUGAUGAAUUCAAUAAUUUGAAAGAUUUACUUGAAGGUUUACUUAAACUUAAUCCAAAUGAACGUAUCACAUUAGAAGCAGCUCGAGAUCAUCCUUUCUUCAAGGAUGUAGAUGUUAAUCCCGUCACACUAACAAAUCCUGUCGAUCUUGACGAAAAUGGUGAAAUAGAUGCUUUUGAACCAGAGGUUAUAGAUUUUACUUAUAACUAA
This is a messenger RNA of Trichomonas vaginalis G3, 1032 nucleotides long. RefSeq names its product protein kinase involved in positive regulation of hh target transcription factor protein. The transcript is spliced from 2 exons. Bases 1 to 1032 code for a protein of 343 amino acids. The record is from RefSeq and is a predicted model, not a curated record. Lineage: Eukaryota; Parabasalia; Trichomonadida; Trichomonadidae. Gene Ontology annotation, cellular component: cytoplasm. Gene Ontology annotation, biological process: autophagy; peptidyl-serine phosphorylation. Gene Ontology annotation, molecular function: ATP binding; protein serine/threonine kinase activity.